AUCAGGUUCCGGUGGAAAAGGAGAAGGCUCAUCGGGGUCUGGUGUCAAAGUAGAGGGCUUUUCGAAAUCUGGUGGGAAAGGAGAGGGCUCAUCAAAGUCUGGUGGGAAAGGGGAAGGCUCAUCAGGGUCUAGCAUGGCGAAUAAAUAUGAUUUAUAUGAUCUCGUGUGCUUUGGCCGAAAAGAUUUUGGCCUUAUCUUAGGCAUGGAGAAAGACAAUUGUUAUAAGAUUUUGAAAGGUUCAGAUGGACCUGAUGUUGUCUCUGUUGACAUGAAAGAGAUAAAGAGUGGACCAAUAGAUACAAAAUUUACUGCCUUUGAUCGGAACACAAAGAAUGUAUCAGUUAAUGAUCUUGUGAAGGUUGCAGAAGGUCCAUCUGAGGGUCAGCAAGGGACUGUAAAACAAGUAUAUAGAGGGAUCUUAUUUCUGUAUGAUGAAAAUGAAACAGAAAAUGGGGGUUAUUUCUGCUGCAAGUCUUCAAUGUGUGAGAAAAUCAAGCUUUCUUUCGAUGCAUGUAGUGAAAAGAAUGAUGAAGCACGUUCUUCUGGUUUUGGAGAUUUUUCUUCAUCUCCAAAAUCUCCUCUUUCGCCCAAAAAGCCAUGGCAAGCGAGAGAAAGCAAUAGUAACUUUAACCGAGGAGAUAAUGAUAGUAUGUUCUCUGUCGGUCAAACCUUGAGAAUCCGAGUGGGUCCAUUAAAGGGUUACCUCUGUCGUGUCUUGGCAAUACGCUUCUCUGAUGUUACAGUGAAACUAGAUUCCCAGCAUAAGGUUCUUACAGUCAAGUCUGAGUAUCUUUCUGAGGUUCGUGGGAGGAGUUCUGCCAUGUCUCUCGGGGAUGAUACAGGAUCUGGUUCAUUGAAACCCUUUGAUCUACUUGGAGCAGAGGGCAGCUCUGGAGAUUGGUUGGAUAGAGCAGGUGCAUCUGCAGGGGGUGAUAAUAGAUGGAAUGGUGGAAGGCCCUCAGCUGAAAGGAGUUCUUGGCCUAGUUUCAACACCUCUGGCAUCUCGCUUCAGACACAGCCAAAUCCUGCUAAUCUGUUUGGUUCUGAGGAGAGUAAUUUAAAAGAUUCAAAUCAAAAUUCAACUUGGGGAGCAGCAGCAGCUGGCAAGAAACCUAUUGGUAAUGGUCAAGUUAGUGGUUGGAACAGCUGGGCAAAAGCUACUGUUGAAGAUGGCUCUGGCAAUGGUGGAUCUGAUGGUUGGGGUGCCACUGGAGAUUCAUUAGGCUCUUCGAAAGAGGCUUGGAAUAGCUGCCACAACAAGGAGACCUCUGAGAAGUGGAGCAACAACGAUUGUGCCGGUGGAAACACAUCAAACUGGAACAGUUCCAUGCCUGUAGCAGAGAAUCCAACUGGAGACUGUGGAAAUGCUUGUCGGAGCUGGGCUCAGCAGGAAGCAGAAACUGAUCAAGCGGGUGGCUGGAAGAAAGCUAAAAUAGGCAGUGGAAGUGAAACUGCUGAGGUUGGCUGCACAAAGAAUUUUGGAGAUGAUGCAGCAGGUUGGAAGAAAAGUGGUUCUAGUAAUGAAGAUCAGACUGAGAGUUGGAGCAAGCCAAUGGCUUCUGGCAAUAAUGGAGGAACAUCUUGGGAAAAGCAAGAUAGGGGUCCUAGUUGGGGAAAGCAAGAUGGCGGUUCUGGUUGGGGUAAGGAAGGGGGUUCCUCUUGGAGCAAACAAGAAACAGGUUUUUGUGGUGAGCAAGAUGGAAGUUCAUCCUGGAGCAACAGGGAGAUUCUCAUGGUAAACAAGAGAGUGGCUCAUCUUGGAGCAACGAGAUGGGGAUGCCUCAUGGAGCAAACAAGAGGGAAACCGUAUCAAAAAACAUGGAGGUGUUUGCCAGAAAAAAGAUGGCGGUUCUUCUUUGAGCAAGCUAGAUGGAGACUCUUCAUGGAACAAAAAAGAUGGGAACACGCAAGACUGGGUUUCCUCGUGGGGCAAACCAGAUAGUGGUUCUUCUAGCAAACAAGGAGGAGGUUCUUGGAACAAACAAGACGGAGGCCCCUCAUGGAGCAAACAGGAUAAGGAUUCCUCAUGGAGCAAGCUAGAGGAGAACCAGAGCAAGCAAGAUGUGGUUUCCUUAGGGAGGAAA
Molecule: messenger RNA, 2084 nt
Organism: Carica papaya (papaya)
Lineage: Eukaryota; Viridiplantae; Streptophyta; Magnoliopsida; Brassicales; Caricaceae
Source: RefSeq, a predicted model, not a curated record